AUGGCAACAAUUACAGGCAAGAAAGUAGGACCUAUUGGCUACGGCUUGAUGAAUCUGACGUGGCGUGAAGAGCCCAUACCCGACCCUCAAGCUUUUGCAGCGAUGAAGGCGGCUUUGAGCGCAGGCUGCAAUUUCUGGAAUGCUGGUGUUUUCUAUGGUUCUCCAGAAGCCAACUCUCUGCAGCUACUCAAGCGCUACUUCACCCAGUAUCCUGAGGAUGCUGACAACGUUGUACUCUCCGUCAAAGGCGGCAACGUUCCAGGCAAGAUGGCCAUUUCGGGCGCGCCGCAGAAUUUACGCCGCAGCAUUGACGAGUGCUUGGGUCUUUUAGAUGGGAGCAAAUCCAUUGACAUUUUUGAAAUGGCCCGCCAAGAUGCAGAGACGCCGUUGCAAGAGAGUAUUGAGACAAUAGCCAAGUACGUCAAAGAGGGGAAGAUCGGUGGCAUUGGAAUCAGCGAGGUUACAGCUCAGCAAAUUCGCGCCAACGCCGCUCUUCAUCCUAUCGCUGCAGUAGAGGUCGAGCUUUCGAUUCAAUCUCCUGACAUUCUUGACAACGGCGUGGUUGAAACGUGCAAUGAACUGAACAUACCCGUUGUCGCCUAUAGCCCACUUGGUCGUGGCUUACUGACAGCUUCCAUCAAGAACCUCGAUGACCUGGACCCCAACGAUAUCCGUCGACAAUUGCCUCGCUUUAAAUCUGAGAACUUGGGCAAAAACGCUCGAAUGGGAACAGAGUUACAGGCAAUUGCCAAGGCAAAGGGUUGUAGUCCGGCCCAAGUUGCUAUUGCAUGGGCACGAUCAUGGAGUAAGAAGCCUGGAAUGCCUCUUAUCAUACCCAUACCUGGCUCGACGACAGAACAACGGGCCUCCGAAAACGGCCAGCAGAUCAGCCUCAGCGACCAAGAGCUGAGCGAGAUUGAGGAGUUGAGGAAAUCGACUGCUGUGGUCGGCGGGAGGUAUCCUGCCGGUCACUAG
This is a messenger RNA of Bacidia gigantensis, 975 nucleotides long. RefSeq lists its product as uncharacterized. The record is from RefSeq and is a predicted model, not a curated record. The coding region runs from base 1 to 975 and encodes 324 amino acids. NCBI's taxonomy places the organism in Eukaryota, Fungi, Ascomycota, Lecanoromycetes, Lecanorales, Ramalinaceae. Gene Ontology annotation, cellular component: cytoplasm. The transcript has a single exon.